CAACGCAGCGGUUCGGCCACGUCCCCAGAAUGAGGCCUGCCAUCCUGCUCGCGCUGCUGGCUGGCCUGGCGGCCGCCUCGAGUGGACCGUGGGGGGCGAGGCACGCGCCCCAGCCGCCGGCGCAUCUCGUCUACCGGUACGCGGCUGGCCUGCCGCAGGACUUGGAGAGCACGGGUUCGACCCUGGUCAGCGCGAACAGCGCGCCAGACGAACAGGAUGUGCGUCGAUACUCAGUCGGCGGCGGCGGCGUGCUGCGACGCCACGGCGAGCACGCCGAGCACGCCGAGCACGCCGAGCACGCGGAGGGCGGGGAUGAGCAGCUGGAGGAAGUGACGGCGCCAGUGCGGCCCCGUCGGCCGCCGCGCAGGCGCCAACGCCAGGGGACCACUGAGAAGCAGACGCCACAGUACCCGGUGCUGGAUUUCGCCGAAGCGGUCAUCAAGCGGUACAGAAUGCUCGGAUGCGCGAACAUGUGGCGCGGUGACAACAGCGUGGCCACGCUGCACCGCUGCGCCGCCGCCUCGGCCGAGACCUACGUACAGCAGCUCCAGCAGCAGGCGGCGGCCCUGGCCGAACACUCGAGGGCCGCCAGUGUCCCCUCAGGGGGUGGCCGACGGCAGAGUUGA
Pollicipes pollicipes is the source of this 626-nucleotide messenger RNA. RefSeq lists its product as uncharacterized. NCBI's taxonomy places the organism in Eukaryota, Metazoa, Arthropoda, Thecostraca, Pollicipedomorpha, Pollicipedidae. The record is from RefSeq and is a predicted model, not a curated record. The coding region runs from base 30 to 626 and encodes 198 amino acids. The transcript is spliced from 3 exons.